ACCUUAGAAUUCUCUCUCUCAGUGCUCUCUCUUUACGCACCAGCUUUCUUGCAACCCAUAUUCAUUGUCUUCCAAGCGACCAUGGCUAAUUUCAGGAAAACAGUACUGGUGGUUUCUUUCUUGACGACGGCUCUUUGCGGAGUCUCCAUGGCUACCGUUUACCAAGUCGGUGACUCUGCUGGUUGGACAAGCAUGGGUCAAGUGGAUUACCAAGAUUGGGCUGCCAACAAGAAUUUUCACGUUGGUGAUACUCUCGUCUUCAACUACAACAACCAAUUCCACAACGUGAAGCAAGUGACGCAUCAGGGUUUCGAGUCAUGCAAUGCAACGUCACCACUAGCUACUUACACCAACGGCUCCGAUACAGUCACUCUUGAAAAGCUUGGCCACUUCUACUUUAUAUGUGGUUACCCUGGUCACUGCCAAGCAGGACAAAAGAUUGAUAUCCUGGUCGCUCCGGCAACUUCAAAUUUGGGUCCUGCUCCGUCAUCUCAGAUCUCACCUAGUAGUGCUUCAACUCUUUCUUUCAGUAAUCUUUCUUGGGCUUCGGGUGUGCUUCUUGCACUCUGUCUCUUGGGAUUUGGCUAUUAGGAAGGUUUUCGAGUUGCCUGUUUUUUACCAAUCUGGAGGGCUUUUUUUAAUUUAUUUUCUUCUUCGUUUUUAGCCCAAGACUUUUCUUUUCUUUUUUCUUAUAUUAAUUAAGUAGCAAAACAUGACUAAUGGCAGAUUCAAAGUAUAUGUUUCCUCUUUUUUUUUUCCGAUAUAUUAAUUUUCUUUUUUAUAAAUGAGAUUCAUCAUUAACUGCAUGAUGUCUUCAAUGAAAAUACAAGUCGUCCAGGACAACUGAUGGCAGUAUUGUUUCUUAUUAGUUGAUGCUAGAUGGUCUCGCAAAACAGCACCGGUUGUGUUAUUUUUCUAGUAAAAUAUUU
Messenger RNA from Populus nigra (black poplar), 929 nucleotides. Its product is annotated as mavicyanin-like. Bases 82 to 591 code for a protein of 169 amino acids. Gene Ontology annotation, cellular component: plasma membrane. The transcript has a single exon. The record is from RefSeq and is a predicted model, not a curated record. NCBI's taxonomy places the organism in Eukaryota, Viridiplantae, Streptophyta, Magnoliopsida, Malpighiales, Salicaceae. Gene Ontology annotation, molecular function: electron transfer activity.